AUGAAUUGUAGCCGGAAGCGGUUGGGAAUGCCGAGAAAGGCGCAGCCGGAGCCACCUGAGGAUUCCGAUUUCACCCGGGAUAUCGAGAUGAUUGGAGCUCAGAUUCGAAGCUUUGAUCGUGUUUGCAGCCAGGCAUCUGCAGGCAGUUUUCCAACGGAGUCCAACAUAAGUGGACUCUCGGCACUCAGUGACUUGGAGAGCCUUGCAGAUUCUUCCGAGUUGGUCGAUGGCAGUCUGCUGUGCGAGGGCGGCAAGGAGACCAGUGCCCUUGUGGCGAGUAUCCUGGAAGAGAGCCUCGAUGAUCCUGCAUCUUCAGCUUCUGUUUUGGAGAAGUUUUUCAAAGAUCUGCAACAAGGCUCCCAUGAGGAGGCCGAACUGCCAGAAGACAUCGUGCAACAGCUGAAUCACCGGGCAGACGACAAGCCUGCCGUGACCCUCCCGCUGCCAAGCAUCACUGACAACGGUGAAAAUGCCCUAAUGGCGCGAGUGCCGGUGGCGGCGGCAAUUUCUGAGAUUCGGCGCAGCGCCGGAAGCGGCACGUUGGGCGCUGGCGAGGCCCAUGUGUUUGCUUCGGCGGCCUCACGGGAAUCGUGCAGCCCACAGCUGCUCCUGCUGGACAACCUGCUCAAUACCUGUGGAUACUCUGACAUCUCGGACUCCAGGCUAUUUGGUGACACAAAGGCUUCGAUUAGCGGAGUGGUUGAUGUGGCCACACUUGCAACGAAGGGAGACUUGCUCCUGAUGAGCACCCCAAGAGAGAGCUUGGCAGAAGAUGUACAACAAGCCGUGACACAAGGUGUUUCUGCCAUUGGCCUCAUUGCAACUGAGCUUGAAGAAGGCAUGAACGAGGCUGGCCAGCUUUUCGACCAAUUUUCAGACGCCGGUCUGCAAAGCUUGGUUGUUCUGGACUCAUCAUCAUCUCCUGCUUCCUGCUUGGCCAAGGCUUUCUACUCAGCUAGCUACCGUGAAUCCAACAUGCAGUUGAUUGGCGUCGUAGGUGGCGAAGAGUAUGAUGUGAGGACUGCUGCGUGGCUGCUCCUGAAGCUUCUGGAAUCCUCAAAGGGCCCAGCUAAAACGGGACUGUUAAGCGACCGUCGCUGCAUGAUGGCUUUUCAAAGCAAGGACGUUGGGCAUCUGCUCACGGACUGCAUGCUUCAUGAACUCCUAGCAGACAUGGCGGCCACAGGUGUCGAGGCUUGUGUUGUUGAGGUUCUUCCCGGCUCCGCUACUUUUGAAGGAGUUGUCUUCGAUGUCGUGAUGGAUCUGGGUGAUGCUCCAAAUGCAGUGUCACAUGCGGCGUUGCUUCGCCAGCGAUGCCUGCAAACCUCAGAAGUAGUGGUUUGCCCAGAGGGGUGUGCAAGCCAGAUGGGGGAAAGAGGUUCUUUUGUUACAUAUGCCCUGGAAGAGCUUCCAGCUGAAGUGACCAAGGAGUCGGAGUUGAGCAAGCUCACUAAACCUCAGAUUGUUCAAAAGCUUGCUGAUCUUGGCAUUGAGGGGUUCCCAGAAUCAGCCCGAAAAGCGGAUCUUGUUCAGCUGUUGGCGGAGCAUCUUCCAGAAUCCGAGGCGAUUGAAAGCAAGAGCUUAGAAGGCUUAGAAUCUGCAUCCAGAGAAUCAAGAGGCACUUCGACUUGCCUUUGUGGCCGAAUCGGCCCCGUUCGCGGUGUGAGGCUUGAGUUGCAACUCAGUGGUCUGGGCAUGCGUGGUGGGACGAAAGAGUCUUUCGUGACUUUGAAGUUGUUGAAAGAAGCCAGCAAAGCUGUUGUGGCGGCUCUUGGUGCUGCCGAUGUCAUCUUGCAGGACCAGGACGCAAAUAUUGAAAGCUUGGCUGCCGAACUUGAGACCAUGAGCCCACCCCCAGGAACCUUUGAGAUUUUUGCGUCUGAGCAAAAGCCCUCGAGUGCAGUCAUACUACAUGAGGCCCCAUCGCCUCUGGAUGUCAAGCAAGCUCUGCAGGUCAUCAAGUCAUCCUUGUCCCACCAGGCGCGCAGUCCAAAGGUGACUGCAGUGUUUGGCUGUGAUGGCGAAGUGUCUCGAGGCGAGAGGGCCAAAUUUGGAUGGGCCCUUGCAAGCUGCGACAGGGUCGUUCUCACAUCCGCAAGUCCACGAGGAGAGCCGCCCAUGCAGAUUCUUGAGGAUAUCUUGGAAGCCGUGAAGCAGCAAAGAGAGUUCGAGCUGAAUGAAGCAGGAUCGCUGGACGUUUUUGUGGUGGCUGACCGAGCCGAUGCCAUUAAGCAGGCUACGCUGCUCAGUGUGAUCGACAGCUUCGACGAUGGACAGGAAGAACCGCUGGCAGAAGUGGCCAUUGUUUUUGGCAGCAGCUAUGAUGAUGCUCGUGACGCUGCAGAUCACGAAGGGGAAAUCCGAUCGUGGCUCUGCAACGAUCGGAAGAUUAUACUAGAUUCACUUCGUUUAGCAGAAGGCUUGAGCUCAUCAUCGUUGCAACACAUGCCGUGGCGGAGCUCCAAAACCAGAAUGGUUCAGUUUCCAGGACGGUCUUUGCACUGGUCCUACACGCUGGAUGUGUCCAAUAAGGGUGAUGUGACAGAGCGGCUUUGA
Messenger RNA from Symbiodinium natans, 2556 nucleotides. The record is from the annotation of a GenBank genome assembly. Lineage: Eukaryota; Dinophyceae; Suessiales; Symbiodiniaceae.